ACAAAAUAUCUAUUUGCUGCUAAAAAAUAAGUUUCUAUAAAAUAGGUUUUUAAUUCUCCCGAGAUUCAUACAUUGAUACGCAUUUACAAGAGUUGAACAAAAUGAACAAAGUUUUUCUCUGUGCUACGAUAAUCGUUGCUUUUGUGGCAUUCUCAAAUGCAGAGUGUCCAAAGGCAAAAUGCAAAAUGGCUUGUCCAAAUGGAUUUGAAAAGGACAAAGAUGGCUGCGAAGUUUGUAAAUGCAAAAAACCAGAAUGUCCAAAAGUACAAUGCCGCAUGAAAUGUGCCGAUGGAUUUGAAAAGAAUAAGAAGGGAUGCGAAAUUUGUAAAUGCAAAACUAAGAAAGUUUGUCCUGCUCGAAAGUGCAUUUUUCCAGGAAAGAAACGCCGAUGCAGAAACGGCUUCGAAAAAGACGAAAAUGGUUGCAAAACAUGCGAUUGCAAGUGUCCACAUGCAAGGUGCACCAAAUUUUGCUUCCGAGGAUACAAAAGAGAUGAAGAUGGCUGCCGACUUUGUGAGUGCAAACCUGUGGUUUGUCGCAAACGAAAAUGCACCAGAAGCUGCAAGAAUGGCUAUAAAGUAAACAGAUAUGGUUGUCAAACUUGCUACUGUAACAGGUGUCCACCACUUUGUAGAAUGAAAUGUGAAAAAGGUUUUGUACGAAAGAAUGGAUGUCGAAUCUGCAAGUGUAGAGAAUGAAGAUUUCAACAUCACAAUGAAUGUUAUUUUAGUUGAAAUAAAUUUAACGUGAUAAAAACAGUUUUCA
This is a messenger RNA of Hydractinia symbiolongicarpus, 765 nucleotides long. RefSeq names its product antistasin-like. The record is from RefSeq and is a predicted model, not a curated record. Bases 102 to 698 code for a protein of 198 amino acids. Gene Ontology annotation, molecular function: serine-type endopeptidase inhibitor activity. The transcript is spliced from 8 exons. NCBI's taxonomy places the organism in Eukaryota, Metazoa, Cnidaria, Hydrozoa, Anthoathecata, Hydractiniidae.